CGGCUCUAAUAAGGGGGCUUGUAUUUAUAGACGACCCCCCCGGUGGACAGUACCCCUUAAUCCAGCCUUCUCAUCCCAGCUCCGGAGCUCUCUGUACGGGCCUAUUCUUACGACUCAACCACAGAACUAGCACCACUCCCGUUAACAACCAAAGCGAGGCACUUCUGAGUUUCAGAGAUUUUUCUUUUUGGUCGUUGUCUGAAUAUAUUUUGAGCUAGAGAUGUCGGCUGAGCGCUUCGACUGUCACUACUGCAAAGACUCCCUGCUGGGGAAGAAGUAUAUCAUGAAGGAGGACACGCAGUACUGUACAAAGUGCUACGAAAACCUGUUCGCUAACUGCUGUGAGGGCUGCUCCUCUCCCAUUGGUUGCAACAGUAAGGACCUGUCGUACAAGGACCGGCACUGGCAUGAGCAGUGCUUCAAGUGUGCCAAGUGCAGCCGCUCUCUGGUAGAGAAGGCCUUCGCCACCAAGGACGACCUGCUAAUGUGUACUGAGUGUUACGCAAACGACUACUCCUCCAAGUGCUCCACCUGCAAGAAGACCAUCAUGCCAGGCUCUCGUAAAAUGGAGUACAAGGGGCACAGCUGGCACGAGACCUGUUUCCUGUGCCACCGAUGCCAACAGCCCAUCGGCACCAAGUCCUUCAUCCCCAAAGACACCGGAUACUUCUGCGUGGCCUGUUUCGAGAAGCAGUUUGCCUACCAGUGCUGCGCCUGCAAAAAGGCCAUCACCACAGGGGGCGUGACAUACCAGGAGAAGCCGUGGCACCGGGAGUGUUUCCUGUGCAUCAGCUGCAGGAAACAGCUGUCGGGCCAACGCUUCACCUCCAGAGAGAACUACCCCUACUGCCUGGAGUGCUUCAGUAACCUGUACGCCAAGAAGUGUGUGGGCUGCACCAAGCCCAUCACCAGCCUAGCCGGGGCGAAGUACAUCUCAUUUGAGGAGCGUCAGUGGCACAGUGAGUGCUUCACCUGUAUGCAGUGCUCUGUGUCUCUGGUGGGGCGGGGCUUCCUCACCCAGAGAGACAACAUCCUGUGCACCGACUGCGGGCGCGAGAAGUAACCGCCAAUGUAACCACCAACGUAACCCGAGGUCUAUGACGAUGGAGGCGUGCUGGUUUGAUUUUAGACAAGGAAAAAAAUGGUUACGCAUUGAUAUUAAUCAAAACUUCUUUCACAUCUCAUCAUAUGCCCAGAUUAUUUGACAUGUUUUAAGAUAAUGUGUUGUUUAUUGUAUGUGUAUGUAUGUGUAUGUAUGUAUGUGUGUAAGUAACCACCAAAGUGACCAUCUAAGUAACCCUGGGUCUAUGACGACAGAGGCACGCUGGUUUUAUUUUUGGACAGUGCCAAAAAAUUGUUACGUUUUGAUAUUAGUUAAAAUUUCUUACACUCCCUACUUCCAUCACUUUGAUGUUUACAAUAUUUGACAUGUUUUAAGAUAUAAUGUCUCUCAGAAUGACAUAUUCAUGGGUUUUAGUUUACUGUUAUAUGCAGCAUUUAUGGGACUUUUACUAUUCAAAAGAUGUCUGUGUAAUCCCUCAGUCGUCCAGAUAUGAUCCAUAGCAAAAGAAAAAUUUACUUUUGUCAGAUGAGCAAAAGUUUUAGAGUGACAGCGUUUUGCUCCUCAUCCAAGCAGCUUCUUCAGUUCUGAAGGAAUAAUAUUUAGCUUUAAAUUGUCAAGCGCUAUGGCAACGGUCCUAAUUUGUAUCAUUCUGAAAUCUGUGGAUAUGUGAUGUAUGGCAUAUAUGUAUAUUUUAUUCUUAUGGGCAGAUCAUUUUGUUUGUCUAUUUGCAUGCUGCCUUGCCUUGAGAGUGCAAGGUUGACAGUUUGAUCCUAGCAUCAAACAGUAUACCGUCAUUAUAUCCUUGGUUAUAAAUGAUAUGCGUUAGAGAAAAUAGUGGCCUUGCUACUGCACAGAAAUGCUUCUCUAUAACAAUGUGCUGUGUGAAAGAGUUAUUAGUGGUGGUUGGAGCCGCCGAUGACUCAGUGAAUGGAAGAUGCAUGAAAUUGUGAAGAAAUUUAAGUGUAGAAAAAAAAAGAAGUAUGAAUUCAUAAAUACCUCAGAUAUAAGGCUACACUAUUUCAGAAAAAAAAAAAUCUGUAGUAUUACGUAAUAAUAUUGUGAUUUGAUUUCCAAUAAAUGUAAAAAAAAAGUUGAUUCUAUUCAGUCCAUAGACUGUAUAAAGAAGUGAACUAACUGAGUGGGACGUCAAAUGAAGCUGAUCGAGACAAGCAGUUAUAGGGGUGAAUUUGGAGCCGAGUUCCAUAUUUGGAAUUCCAACCACGAGUAUCAUAGCAACCAAAGAAUCCGGACCGAAGCUUCCUGCCCACACCACUACUUUAUCAGGGAGUGGGAGUUUAGCAAUGCUGUCAAUCAAACCUCUCAAUCAAACCUGUUGCUUAAUAUGAACAUUUUGAGACCAAAAUAAUGAGCUUGACAGCUGCAGUCACAGAAAGAGGGGCGACAGUUUUUCAAUGUAAAGUGAAUUGGAGCUAGAGUCGAUUGCCCCUGAUCACUUCCUAUUUGGAACGUAGCUGCUAGCGGGUUAGCUAUGUCCAUUUAAAUAAACAGUCCAUGAUUCAGAGUGCACAUUGUAAAUAACUCCAGGAGCACACUGAAAUAUGAACUGACAAAUUAAUACCAACUCGGAUAGCGAUUUCGAUAUAAUGUGCAGCUGUAUCAGAUAAUACUAAAUACAUCUAAACUAGUCAAAACGCAUGAUGGUAUCCCCGUUUCAUUUUACAGUCUGUUAUUCAUACUGCACAUGCAAUCAGAAGGUCAAAGGAAGAUUGUGUGUCGUUAUGAUUUAUUACUUAUGAUACCGUUUCCUUGACAACACAAAAUGGAAUUAGAAAAUAUGAGCUGUGAGCUGCAGUGGUAAGCCCAACUGUAGGAACUCAAGGUCAAAGUACAAAACAGCAAUGAAGAACAGUGGCCCUAGUUUUACUUUUAAAUACAUUUAAAAUCGACACAAAUACAGCUUCAGAAUAACUGCACGUAAUGUAUCUGUGGUUACAAUAGAAGACUUUAGAUCUAGCUUCUAAAAGAAAACUCAUACUGAUACAGAUGGGAGAUAUUAACAAAAGGAUAUUGAUUUUAAAGCCACAAUAUGUAACUUUUUCGCCAACAAAAUCACUAAAAUAAAAGCUUGUGUUUUGCGCACUGAAAAACACGU
Messenger RNA from Periophthalmus magnuspinnatus, 3176 nucleotides. RefSeq names its product four and a half LIM domains 5 (gene fhl5). Gene Ontology annotation, cellular component: Z disc; nucleus. Lineage: Eukaryota; Metazoa; Chordata; Actinopteri; Gobiiformes; Gobiidae. The record is from RefSeq and is a predicted model, not a curated record. The transcript is spliced from 5 exons. Bases 221 to 1063 code for a protein of 280 amino acids. Gene Ontology annotation, molecular function: transcription coregulator activity.